Marasmius oreades (fairy-ring Marasmius) is the source of this 2303-nucleotide messenger RNA. RefSeq lists its product as uncharacterized. Gene Ontology annotation, cellular component: peroxisomal membrane. The coding region runs from base 628 to 2205 and encodes 525 amino acids. Lineage: Eukaryota; Fungi; Basidiomycota; Agaricomycetes; Agaricales; Marasmiaceae. The transcript has 15 exons. Gene Ontology annotation, molecular function: ATP hydrolysis activity; ATP binding; long-chain fatty acid transmembrane transporter activity. The record is from RefSeq and is a predicted model, not a curated record. Gene Ontology annotation, biological process: fatty acid beta-oxidation; peroxisome organization; long-chain fatty acid import into peroxisome.
UAGCGAACGACUUCCUUCUCCUCCUUCCACGGCCAUUCAUGGCCAUGCUCGCGACUCGUUCUAAACAACUCAAAGAGAAAGUUGCUCUCUUUUCAAAGUCCUAUUCUACACAUCGACCUCUUGUUCAGCGCGUUCUUAAUAUCGCAUUCGUACUCUAUUUCCUAGGGAAUACAUUCAGAGGAUUAUCAGCGCGACCCUCAAAGCCAUCGUCAUUAAGUAGAGGAAAGGAGUCGAAUGGAAAGGAUGCAGGAAAAUCUCGGGUCGCUGUCGAUGCAGUAUUCUACCAACGACUGGCUCGGAUCUUGAAGAUCGUCAUCCCAGGAAUCAGAUCCAAAGAGGCCAUGCUACUUAUCAUGCAUUCGAGUCUUCUGGUUCUUAGGACCGCGAUAUCUCUCUAUGUCGCAGCUCUAGACGGAAAGUGCGUGCAGUCCAACGUGGAAUCCCCGAGGCUCUUACAUCAUUCACAGGAUCGUAGCCUCACUGGUUCGAGCUCAACCCCUUCAGUUUUUUUGGAACAUUCUUCGCUGGCUGCUAGUAGCAGUUCCUGCGACAUGGACCAACAGUUGGCUUAGCUAUGUCCAAAACAAGCUCGCUAUAGCGUACCGAACGCGUCUGACGCAAGUUGUCAUGAAAGAAUAUCUUGGGGAAGAGUAUGAAGGCCCUCAAGGGAAAGUUUACUACAAGCUUGCCAAUCUAGAUGAUAGAAUAAAGAACGCAGACCAAAUGAUUACGCAUGACAUCCAACGAUUUUCCAGUCACAUAGCUGCUGUUUAUUCUAACCUUGCAAAACCUACGUUAGACGUAAUUCUCUAUAACUAUCAGCUAUCUCAGAAUGUUGGUGCCGAGGGUUUGCUGGUUUUGACGGUACUGGUUCAGUCAACGGCUGGCUUGCUGCGUCGAGUAACUCCACCAUUCGGGGCUUACGCCGCGCUCUCUGCUCAGUUGGCGGGUCAGCUUAGACACGCACAUUCUAGAUUAACAGAAUUUGCGGAGGAAGUGGCUUUUUUGCGCGGCGAGAAUACGGAGAAACUACUCUUGCAGAGAGACUACGCGACGGUCAUUGUACACGAGCGAAAGGUUCUCAGACGACGAUGGUGGUUCGGAUGUGCUGAGGAGGGCAUUGUUAAAUGGUUGUGGGGGAGUUUUGGACUUGUACUUUGUGCGAUCCCUGUGUUCUUCAGGAUUCCCGGUAUUGAGAACGUCGAUCUGGGAAGUAGAACUGAAGGUUUUGUUACGAACCGGAGGCUUUUACUCUCAGCUUCUGACGCAUUCGGACGAGUGAUGUAUUCGUAUAAAGACCUGUCCGAACUAGCUGGAUAUACAGCUCGAGUUUCUCUUCUGCUUGAAACCAUGGAAGACAUGCGGAAAGGUAGGUUUGAGAAGGCCUUAGUCGGCAGUGCUACCACGGGGGAGAACGCGAGGAUUCUUCGUGGGCGGGGAAAGGUGAUCUUAUCAGAGGACAUCGAGUUCGAAAAUGUACCCAUCGUCACUCCGAACGGCGAUAUCCUUGUGAGAAGUCUGAGCUUCCAUAUCAAGCAUGGGCAACACCUACUCAUCGUCGGACCCAAUGGAUGCGGGAAGUCCUCCUUGUUCCGUAUCCUUGGUGGUCUGUGGCCGGUUUACGGAGGUGUAGUUCGCAAACCCCUCGCAUCGGAGUUCAUCCUUAUUCCUCAAAGACCUUAUCUCUCCUUGGGUACUCUUAGGGACCAGGUGAUAUACCCACAUUCGAAAGCUGAUAUGGAAGCCCGUGAUAUCACGGACAACGACCUCCUUAACGUUCUGGCUGUCGUGCAGAUGGAGGGCGUGGUGGAACGUGAAGGAGGGUGGGACGUGGCGAAAGAAUGGAGGGACGCACUGAGUGGGGGCGAUCAGCAGAAAAUUGCAUGGGCCAGGCUAUUUUACCAUAAUCCUAGGUACGCAGUUCUCGAUGAAGCCACUUCAUUAGUGCCUCCCGAUAUGGAAGGAAGGAUGAUGGAACAUGCGACGAAGUUGGGGAUUACCUUGCUAACUGUGUCACAUCGGCCUUCGCUGUGGAAGUAUCACCAUAUGAUCUUGCAUUACGAUGGGCAAGGGGGAUAUGUUUUCACCAAACUGGACGCCGAGAAGAGGCUGGCGAUUCAACAAGAGAAACAGGCAUUAGAAUCGAAGUUGCUGGAAGUGCCGAAGAUGAGGGCAAGGCUGGAGGAACUGCGAGGGCUGGCGUGAAAGAAUACACCGUUUAUUGAUUGCUGUUACACCGUCUGAUGGCAUAGUCGUUGUAAUUGACUUUUGUUGUUCUCAACUGCAGUAUCAUCGCGUCUCAU